This is a messenger RNA of Python bivittatus (Burmese python), 3260 nucleotides long. RefSeq names its product galactokinase 2 (gene GALK2). The record is from RefSeq and is a predicted model, not a curated record. Gene Ontology annotation, biological process: galactose metabolic process; carbohydrate phosphorylation. Gene Ontology annotation, molecular function: galactokinase activity; ATP binding. Gene Ontology annotation, cellular component: cytosol; cytoplasm. Lineage: Eukaryota; Metazoa; Chordata; Lepidosauria; Squamata; Pythonidae.
GGGGUUGCACGUAAAAGCGUCCGACGCCGCUUUGGCGUGCACGGAGCCUCGCUCGGGGUGCGCCAGGCCCGCGCCUGGCCGCCAGGCCCUUAACGACGGCUCGGGCCGGGUUGCGAAAGCGUCGCUGGGCCGAAUGCAUUGGGUUUGGUGCUUCGGGCAGGGCUAGGUGCCCCCGAUACACUCGGACGUAAGCGGCGAGGCUUCAGAUCCCGGGUGCAAAACUCCGGGACGACCUUAAGAUGGCUGCCGAGGGAUACGGAGUACGGUACUCUCCUUUCGGCGGCCCUGCGGCUUUUUGGCAGCCGAAGAGGAGCUCGCGACGAACCCCCGCGGGGCAGAACCACGUUAAGUCCGCCUCAAUCAACUUUCCUUAAAUCGUCCGCUGAUUAAAGGGAAGAGGAGAAAGAAGCUUUUCACAAGAGGAGCUGCGGCCCUGUUCCUGUCAGGGGCCUCCGCCUUUUUCAAUUAGAACAGCCGCCACCGCAGCAGGGCCACCCAAAUGCAACACGGGUAACCCUAGACAGUGUUUCUCAACCUCGACAACUUGAAGAUGUGUGGACCUCAUCUCCCAGAAUACCCCAGCCAGUUUGGGGGAGUCUGCUUUAAUGGCUACAGGACGGGCAAAGACCCAACAGAUUCCUUUUUCCGUUUUGCAGUUUGCCUGGUUUGGCCUCAGCUUGAACCCAGCCACUGAGGUUGCAAGCUGUGUGUAGGGCCUGCACAAUAUAUAAAGUCACCAGUUGUGGCUUUUCCAUACACUGCCAAGCCAUAGUUUAGCACCAUAUGCACAUGUCUGGCGUAUGGAUACGAGUAAUGAAUUCCUUAUUCCAGGAACUGGACUAGAUCAGCGUUUUUCAAACUUGGCAACUUCAAGAUGUGUGGACUUCAACUUCCAGAAUUCCCCAGCCGACAUGCCAAGUUUGAAAAACACUGGACUAGAUCAUCUCCAAGGCGCCUUCCAACUUUCACAAAGCCUGGUAGCGCUUUUUCUGAUUAACGCAUUUCAUUAAAAAGCAUCUCCUUUCUUGAGCUACACCUCGCUUCAUCAGAAGCCCUAAGCGUCCACUUUGGUCAGGAAAGUUUACGCCUUUAAUGUGUCAGUCGAGAAAGGUGCUGCAGACUAAAACGGCUCUCCUCCAAAGCCUCCCGCCUUCACGGUCGGCGAUCCUAUUAAACGCAUCCCAGUGGAGGGGAGAAAAAGGGGCGCUUUUAUUCCCGAAAGUGGGUAUUUGCAAACUGCAGAAGUCUUUUCGCGAAUGUCUCCUUCGCGGCCAUUCGCCUCUUCCUGGUUGAGGUGAACUUCUCCAUCUGCGCAUCUGCUGCGGAGGAAGGGCACCGUCGUUCGCAGAAGCUUCGGCUGGUCGGGAAGCCGCGUUGCCAUCACAAGCGCCUCUGGGCGGGGAAUACAAGGCGGAAACGUCGCGGCCGCAGCGAGGAGAGCUGGAAGCGGACGCGUCCCACGGUUGGAGUCUCUGGACUUGGCCGGUUGCAGGAGGAAUAAAGCCUCGCCGCAACGUUUCCCCGGGCGUGCAGUGAUCGCGGGGAGGGAAGCAAAGAAUGGCUGCCGACGCGCCCCCAGUCCUUUCGGUCCAGCUGGUGGAAGAACCGAGACUGCUGAAGCUGAAGAAGAUGUUCAUCUCUAAAUUUAAAUCAACACCUAAAUUUUAUGUUCGAGCACCAGGGCGAGUCAACUUAAUAGGUGAACAUAUAGAUUACUGUGGAUAUGCUGUGCUCCCAAUGGCCGUAGAUCAAGACAUACUUAUAGCAGCUGAACCUCUAAGCACUCCAGUUAUCCAUUUGGCUAAUACAAAUCUCUUGUACUCGGAUUACAGUACAGAUGCCAAUAACAUUCAAAUAAAGCAAACAAAACCUUUAUGGCACAACUAUUUUCUAUGUGGAUUCAAAGGAAUACAGGAUCAUUUCAGUCUGGAGAACCCAAGUGGCAUUAACUGCCUUGUAGAAGGCACAAUUCCUCCAAGUUCUGGCUUAUCGAGCUCCAGCGCGUUGGUCUGUUGUGCAGGACUUGUGACUCUUAUGGCAAAUGGAAAGACGCUUUCAAAGGUGGAACUGGCUGACCUAUGCAGCAAGAGCGAACGUUACAUUGGCACUGAAGGAGGUGGCAUGGACCAAUCCAUCUGUUUUCUUGCAGAAAAAGGAACUGCAAAGCUGCUAGAAUUUAAUCCUCUAAAGGCAACUGAUGUGAAGCUUCCAGAAGGAGCAAUUUUUGUGAUUGCAAACAGUUGCGUUGAAAUGAACAAGGCCGCGACUUCUCAUUUCAAUAUUAGGGUGAUGGAGUGUCGUCUGGCUACAAAGCUUUUAGCAAAAUCCAGAGGCCUAGACUGGAAAGCAGUGGUGAAGCUCCAAGAUGUGCAAGUCAAGCUGAAGCUAAGCUUAGAGGAAAUGCUGGCUGUAGUUGAAGAGGAGUUUCACCCUGAGCCUUAUAGCAUAGAGGAAAUUGGGGAAAACCUGGGAAUUAGCCCCACAGAACUACGCACUCAGAUCCUUAGCCAGAACACACAAGAUGUGACCACCUUUAAGUUGUACCAGCGUGCUAAGCAUGUGUACGCUGAAGCUGCCAGAGUUCUGGAGUUUAAGAAAAUCUGCAUGGAGGCACCUGAUGAUGCGAUCUCAUUGCUGGGGGAUUUGAUGAAUCAGAGCCAUGCCAGCUGCAAAGACUUGUACGAAUGCAGCUGCCCUGAACUAAAUCAGCUGGUGGACAUCUGUCUGCAGUUUGGAGCAGUUGGGUCACGCCUGACUGGGGCAGGAUGGGGUGGCUGCACUGUGUCAAUGGUUCCUGUGGACAAACUGGAGAGAUUCCUAGCAAAUGUGAAGGAGGCUUACUACAGAAAUUAUGGCCAAAGGUUAGCCCUGGAAGAAAACAGCCUGUUUGCUACCAACCCUGGCGGAGGAGCUAUGAUUUUCCUUGAAGCCUAAAGGACGCCUAAUUUUAAGGAGGAAUAAUUUGGGGCAAACUGGGAGGACUUUGUAUGUCACAGUAAACAAGUCACUUUGCUGUUUUUUAUUAUAUUAUAAUGAGCACUAGCAAUGGCUAUUAUUAGGAUGGAUUUCCAAACUUUUUUUUUCAAAAGCUCUAUUAAUCUUUCUAGUGCAUUUUUCUUUCUUAAAAUAUGCUUCCAACAAAGACCAUCCAAAAUGUUGAUUUUUGUCUGGACUUUACAAUAUAAAACAUGAUUUGCCAAAAUGUAUUCAUUAAAAGUAUUGAAAUGAACCAGAUUGGAAUUAAAGGGAGAAAAACUCCA